CAUAUGAAUCAAUGAUAAUUUAUUCUGCGGGUCUGGAAAGUCUAACAGUCAUAGUCAUCAUGAAAGUGGCUUUGGUCGGAUCUCUCACCCUUGUGGUGGUCAUCUUGACCUGUACGACUGUCCACGGGGCACGUAUUAAAAGAGAUGGCCAAGGAAGUCCAGGAUGGAUGCAGACAUUGUUCAAUUCUCUUUUUGGAGGUGGGAAUGACAAGAAAAAUGGGAGCCAGACCACCAGUUCAGGAAAUAACACUGGUACCCUUAUGAAAGGAUUGGCAGAUAUGAACCUUAACGGGACCUCAAACUCUUCUGCCUUUACAACAAUGGGAGCUCCUGCUUCGUCAACACCGACACCCUCUACGAGGAUGUCGCCCACGAUGUCAACGACAGCAGCUGGAACCAUUGCACGUUUCAUUACGACAUUAUCAACGACGAUUUCAACAAGUGGGAAGAAACGAAAUCCCGAAUGUGUCAAGGCAAAUGAUAUGUCGACCUAUUGCGAGAUGUCCGAACGAUUUCAGAAGUACAUGAAUCAUAACACAACAUCUGAUGCAAUGGCGGCCAAGCUGUUUUCUUAUAAUGUCGUUGACCAACUGCUCAAAAUGUGCAAGCCAGGAGAGUGGUGCUUGUCUAACGAUUACGUCAAGGCCUUUGCCGACAGCAUGAGCACGGUGUUCAACGGCCCAUUAUGUGAAAAGGGCCUCCGAAAAUGUAUUGAGCAAAUGCUGUACAUGAGAGAGGGGUGUCCCGAUAUGACGCGUCUGGCUACGCUCGACAAUGGCCUGUCCCUGGUGUGUGAGAUGUAUGCUGUUCCUGAGUUGACCCCGGAGUGUUUUGGCCACACCCUGGCAACACUUCACGUCACCCUAGCGGAUGAACUCCGAAAGACUUCGAAGAAGAGGCUUACAGGAGAUGAAUUUUGCCUCGGAGCCUAUGUUGGUAUGACAAGGAAGUUUAUGUGCACCUUGGAGAAAUGCCCUCGCCACAAGCAACUGUUUGACAAUUUCGCCCCGUGGAAAUGGUUCAUGGAAGAUGCCCCUGUCAUCAAAGAAGUGUGUAAGCUUGAAAGCGUCUGUGGGGAUUUAGAAGCAAGACAGGAAGCAUCGUCUACAACAAUUACGACCAUGACGACAUUAGCUACACCCUCGCAGAUCCCCCCAUCUAACGAGUCCAACCUUGCCGAAACUGACGGUGGUGCAGAGUUCGAAAGGCCUUUCUUUAUCAUACAGACAACGGACGAAAACACAAGACUGCUCAUUGGCAUCGUCACUGGAACACUUGUAGCUCUGCUUGGCGUUGUGGUUCUUCUCUGUGCUGUCCUCAAACGCGUCCGGAGGAAAGGCAGGCCUCUUCUCACAAAGGACGGCUAUACGAAGCUUCCGAGUGAAGAGGUCCGUUGACUAUUACGCAAAGAAUAAAGGCAAAAUGUGUUUGUCCUGGAGACAAACGAACCAAUGACAAUUUCAUGCCUUAACGUAUGUCCAUUUCCACAGAAACAAGUGCGUUCCAGUUCAUUAUAUUUCGAACUGUCGAAAGUAAGCAUGACCUGCGACGUCUAAUAUUUAAUAAUUAUAGUACCAACAUAGUAGCUCUGGUACCCGGCUAACUUGUGAAAUUAUACUGUGGGAUUGAUAAACGAACUGUGUAUAAAUUGUACAUACAAUGCAAGUACUUAAUUAACAACCAGAGAGGACAGUUCGAAUCUAUUUGAAUGGGAACAGAUACAUCGUUAUUCUUUAGGCGGUAUUUGGUAGAUUUAGCAUAUGUUUAUUAGCUCUACUUAUUUGUAAUAUAAUGUUUCCAUUUGUAAAUGUCAACAUUAUUACUAAAAGAAUCCAUACUUACACUGCCAAUACAACGGAAAAAACAAGACCAUCAGACACUGUGGUUAUUUGACCAUGUUUGAUAAGAUUCCAACCCAAAGCAAAAUACACAUCAAGAGAGGUGUGUUGUUAAAUCCGCUGUUGUCACAGUAAGUGUACAUUGUGUAAGUGUGGAAACUUUUAGAAUUGAAACUUCUGAACUAACGUACCUAAGCCACCUUAUUUUCGUAAAUGGACAUUUCGAUUUUUAAGGUGGGUUUUAUUGUGUGAAACAAAAACCAAUUCAUGCCACUCAGUGCCUGCAGACCCGCUUUAUAUAAUUAUCUAUACCAUCUGUUAUAGGUUGUACAAUAAUGUAUCCUGUCAAGUUAAUGAAUUCAGUAAGGCCUAUUCAUAAAUAUGUUUUCUUCCCACAUAGAACCGAUGUUCGAAAUAAAAUAAACAUUAAAUUGUUUCAAAAACAUGUGAUAAAUUUUCAGUGAGAAAAUAUAGUGUUAUACGUCAUGGAGGGUAUUUCGAAUUUCCGUUAAUCUGCUCUUUUUACUACUAGUUUUGUAAUAUAUUGCAAAUUUGGAAUGAUGUCAAUAAUAUCAAUGCCUGGGGACUCGUUAUAUGCACGCAUUAUGUGCAGAAGUCCUAACAGAACACAUACUAGUAUCAUUAUAGCAUCCUCAGUAUUACAGGACUUGCGUCAGUUAUUCUAUGCACGUGAGUGAUCACUCUACGGUACAAACGCCAGUUAUACAAGACGUGUGAAGCAACGAAUAAAUCUACAACGGAGAGAAGUCAAGGUACUCCCUCAAGAAAUGUGAUGUUAUUUGGCAGAUACUUACCUUCUUACAUUUUUUUCAUGUAAAUAUGUUUGUUUAUGUGUUUGAAGAUAUAAACUCAUUACAAAAGUUGAA
This is a messenger RNA of Haliotis rubra (blacklip abalone), 2725 nucleotides long. RefSeq lists its product as uncharacterized. The transcript is spliced from 6 exons. The record is from RefSeq and is a predicted model, not a curated record. Lineage: Eukaryota; Metazoa; Mollusca; Gastropoda; Lepetellida; Haliotidae. Bases 12 to 1397 code for a protein of 461 amino acids.